GGGUUGGGUCGAGAUGCUGCUUGACACGCCUCUUGGUCAGAACGCGGAUGUCUGUCCAGGCUAUAUAGGAGACGUGAUCGCAGACUGCCUGGGCGGAAACCUGGAAGAGCAGCUUCUUCAGUCCCAGCAUCUGUCUUCUGUCCUCAACAGGCCCUAAGCACUAUGGCGUACCACAAAGAGUUUGAGACUGCAGGGAAGAAGCCUGGCCUGCAGGUGUGGCGGGUUGAGAAAAUGGAUUUGAAACCUGUUCCUACAGAACUGCAUGGAAACUUCUACACCGGAGAUGCUUACAUACUGCUCUACACCACCUCUGCCCCCUCUUACAACAUUCACUCGUGGAUUGGGGAAGCGGCUUCCACCGACGAGAGAGGGGCAGCUGCCAUCUUAAUGAUGCAGCUGGAUGACUUCCUGGGUGGAGCUCCAAGACAAUACACUGAGUUUCAAAGCCAAGAGUCAGUAACCUUUCUGGGGUAUUUCAAGUCUGGAAUCAAAUACAAGAAAGGUGGAGUAGCAUCCGGCUUCCACCAUGUGGUGACCAACGACACAAAUGUCCAACGCUUGCUGCACGUUAAAGGUCGUCAUAACAUCAGAGCCAUGGAGGUGGACAUGACCUGGGCUAGCUUCAACAAAGGAGACUGCUUCAUCAUUGACUUGGGAAAGAACAUCUACCACUGGUCAGGCAGUGAAAGCAAUAAGUUUGAGCGACUGAAAACCACUGAGCUGGCCAUCGACAUCCGCAACAAUGAGCGAAAGGGCCGUGCUGAAAUAGAAAUGAUUGAAGAAGGCUCUGAGCCAGAAGCCGUCAUUAAAGUGCUUGGACCCCUGCCCAACCUCCCAUCAGGAAGCAGCGAUGAUGUUUCUGCUGAUAAGAAGAACAAGAACCAGGCAUCUCUCUAUUUGAUUUCUGACGCUACUGGCUCCAUGACGACAACUAUGGUGGCUGAUAAAAACCCAUUCAAACAAGACAUGCUCUCCCAAAGUGAAUGCUACAUCUUGGACAAUGGUGGAGACAAUAAAAUAUUUAUCUGGAAAGGAAGGAAUGCAAAUGCAGAGGAGCGCAAAGCAGCAUUUACUGUUGCAAACAAGUUCAUCAAAGACAAGAAUUAUCCCCAGAAUACUCAGGUCCAGGUAAUGCCGGCCGGGGGUGAGACCACCCUGUUUAAGCAGUUCUUCUUCAACUGGUUGGACAAGGAUGAGACCACAGGCCCAAGUAAGGCUUACACCAUUGGUCGCAUCGCUCAGGUGGAGCAGAUUCCCUUCGACUCCUCCAAACUCCACAGCAACAAUAUCAUGGCUGCCCAGCAUGGCAUGGUGGAUGAUGGCUCCGGGAAAGUAAAGAUUUGGCGUGUGGAAGGAGGUGAUAAGGUUCCUGUAAAGCCAUCCACCUAUGGACAGUUCUUUGGAGGCGACUGUUACCUGGUGCUGUACUCCUACAGCGUGGGAGGCAGAGAGAAGCAUAUCAUCUACACCUGGCAAGGUCAGAAGUGCACAAAGGAUGAACUAGCUGCUUCGGCCUUUCUGACCGUCAACCUGGAUGAUUCCAUGGGCGGAGUAGCUACCCAGGUUCGCGUCACUCAGGGCCAAGAACCCCCUCAUCUUGUGAGUGUGUUUAAGGACAAGCCUUUGGUGAUCUACCUGGGUGGGACAUCCCGCGAGUCUGGUGAGAGCAAGCCUGGCAGCACACGGCUCUUCCAUAUCCGCCAGAGCUCCAACAAAGCCAUCCGAGCUGUUGAGGUGGAGCCCACUGCCUCUUCUCUGAACACAAAUGAUGUGUUUGUGCUGAAGUCACCUGAGUCCCUGUUCCUGUGGAAGGGAAAGGGAGCAACUCCGGAGGAGAUGGCUGCAGCUGAGUAUGUUGCUGGCCUGCUUGGAGGAACUGGCACUGUGGUGGAGGAGGCCAAAGAGCCAGCUGGUUUCUGGCAGUUGCUGGGUGGGAAGAAGGACUACCAGACCUCCAAAACCCUGCAGAGGAUGGUGAGGCCUCCACGACUGUUUAGCUGUUCAAACAAGACUGGCAGGCUGACAGCGGAGGAGGUGCCCGGUGAGUUCACACAGAUGGAUCUGGCAACCGAUGAUGUCAUGAUUCUGGACACCUGGGAUCAGAUCUUUGUUUGGGUCGGAAAGGAUGCCAAUGAGGUGGAGAAAACUGGAUCAGUCAAGAUUGCCCAAGACUAUGUGAAUUCGGACCCCUCUGGUCGUUUCGGGAUCCCCAUCAGCACCAUUAAGCAGGGGGAGGAGCCACUCUCCUUCACCGGCUGGUUCCAUGCCUGGGACCCCAAGAUGUGGAACAAAGAUCUUAUGCAGUGGAUGCAAACCCGUAUCAAAAAGCAUUAGUAGAAAAACUAAAAGCAGUAGAAAACACCUGCAAAGAUCCAUUACUUAUCACAUAUUGUUAGACUUCAAAGAGUAAUCAAACUGUCUGAUAUUGUGAGCUUGGAAUUUUAAAGGCGUGUGUGGGUGGAGAGAAGCUGGUUUUCAUUCUUUCUUAUGCAUUAAAAUAAUAAGCUAGCAAGUGUUGACAAUCCAGUGAAACUUCAUGAUGCACUAUUUCUACCAAGUUCAGUGUGGCCUUGAGGACAAUUUUUAAAUGAACUAUGUCACAGAUGAGAUGGCAUUUUAAACGUCACAAUUUGUUUUCUGUUUGCAACAAAAAAGAAUGUAUAUUAUUUUUACCUAUAGUUUCCCUUUUUACAGCUUAGUUUGCAAAGACGCAUUUAGAUUGGGAAAUUCAACAUUUUAAUAAAAACGGCCUUCUUUGAAAACCA
Molecule: messenger RNA, 2765 nt
Organism: Micropterus salmoides (largemouth bass)
Lineage: Eukaryota; Metazoa; Chordata; Actinopteri; Centrarchiformes; Centrarchidae
Gene: scinla
Product: scinderin like a
Exons: 17
Coding region: 163-2334 (723 amino acids)
Biological process (GO): barbed-end actin filament capping; actin polymerization or depolymerization; actin filament severing
Cellular component (GO): cytoplasm; actin cytoskeleton
Molecular function (GO): actin filament binding; phosphatidylinositol-4,5-bisphosphate binding
Source: RefSeq, a predicted model, not a curated record